This is a messenger RNA of Schistosoma mattheei, 834 nucleotides long. The record is from the annotation of a GenBank genome assembly. NCBI's taxonomy places the organism in Eukaryota, Metazoa, Platyhelminthes, Trematoda, Strigeidida, Schistosomatidae.
AUGAUUAUCAAGUCGAUAUAUGUAGCAUACACAUCAUCAUCAUCAUCAUCAUCAUCAUCAUCAUCAUCAUCAUCAUCAUCAUCAUCAUCAUCAUCAUCAUCAUCAUCAUCAUCAUCAUCAUCAUCAUCAUCAUCAUCAUCAUCAUCAUCAUCAUCAUCAUCAUCAUCAUCAUCAUCAUCAUCAUCAUCAUCAUCAUCAUCAUCAUCAUCAUCAUCAUCAUCAUCAUCAUCAUCAUCAUCAUCAUCAUCAUCAUCAUCAUCAUCAUCAUCAUCAUCAUCAUCAUCAUCAUCAUCAUCAUCAUCAUCAUCAUCAUCAUCAUCAUCAUCAUCAUCAUCAUCAUCAUCAUCAUCAUCAUCAUCAUCAUCAUCAUCAUCAUCAUCAUCAUCAUCAUCAUCAUCAUCAUCAUCAUCAUCAUCAUCAUCAUCAUCAUCAUCAUCAUCAUCAUCAUCAUCAUCAUCAUCAUCAUCAUCAUCAUCAUCAUCAUCAUCAUCAUCAUCAUCAUCAUCAUCAUCAUCAUCAUCAUCAUCAUCAUCAUCAUCAUCAUCAUCAUCAUCAUCAUCAUCAUCAUCAUCAUCAUCAUCAUCAUCAUCAUCAUCAUCAUCAUCAUCAUCAUCAUCAUCAUCAUCAUCAUCAUCAUCAUCAUCAUCAUCAUCAUCAUCAUCAUCAUCAUCAUCAUCAUCAUCAUCAUCAUCAUCAUCAUCAUCAUCAUCAUCAUCAUCAUCAUCAUCAUCAUCAUCAUCAUCAUCAUCAUCAUCAUCAUCAUCAUCAUCAUCAUCAUCAUCAUCAUCAUCAUCAUCAUCAUCAUCAUCAUCAUCAUCAUCAUCAUCAUAUUAG